AUGUUAAACCCCGACACACCGAGGCCUGGCUUCCGGGAACAUAAGGCUUCAUCCGUUGCCACGCGACGACAAUGGGCCGAGGAUGUAGCAUCGAAAGCAUCGCACACCCUUGGCUCAGAGGCCGGGGUUGCUGAGGCUGAGGCUUGGGGGUUGGGGAGGGGUUGGGGGGGGAGUUGGGACCUGCACAUCUUUCAUAAAAACAUAAAACGGGGGCGGUUGCUCUGGCGAGAUCCCGUUCCGAGAGGUAAAUUACGCACCGCACCUGGCUCCUGGACGGUGCCCAGGAGCACGGUCUCCGGCUCGUAUUCGCUUCGGCCUUGGGCUGAUUACUACUACUACUACUACUACUACUACUACUACUACUACAUGCUCUACCUGGGUUUGGUUCUCGGUGUUGUUCAGAUCCCCAAUGCUCAAAUGCUUCCCCAGUGCUCAAUGCUCAAUGCUCAAUGCUCAAUGCUCAAUGCUCCCCAUCCGAUCUGUAGCACAGGUCAUGGCCAAUGGCGAGUGGAUGCUGCAGGUAUUGUAACCAAGCCUCGUUUGUCAACCCCAUACGGGUCUUCCAGAUAA
Messenger RNA from Paracoccidioides lutzii Pb01, 570 nucleotides. RefSeq lists its product as hypothetical. The transcript has 3 exons. The record is from RefSeq and is a predicted model, not a curated record. The coding region runs from base 1 to 570 and encodes 189 amino acids.